UAAAAAAUCCAUAUUUGAUCCGUAUGAGAUUAAUGAUGGGUUGGGUUUCAGUGUCAUCCUUAAUCAUCUUCCUCUACUUCCUACUUCAUUUUCCUUCCUACAAUUGUUUGUUGUGCAAUCCUCAUGACAAAUCUGCAUUGUUACAACUCAAAAACUCAUUUUUUGCUAUCCACUCUUCUCUCGUUUUUCCUUUCUAUGAUGAUCCUUGUUCCUCAUAUUCUUCAGAGACAGAAUCUUGGAAAAACAUAACAGAUUGUUGUGGGUGGGAUGGGAUCACGUGCGACACCAAGUCAGGCCAUGUGAUUGGUCUGCAUCUUUAUUGCAGUCAUCUUAGAGGUGAGUUACUAGGUCUUAAUAGUUCCAUUUUCAAGCUAAGGCAUCUUCAACAACUUAGCCUUACUUUUAAUGAUUUCUUUGGAUCUUCAAUACACUCUUCGAUCGGUAACCUUAUCAACCUCACACAUCUAACUUUAUCUCCCUUUAGAAUUAGUGGUGAUCUUCCUUCCACAAUCUCUCACUUAUCAAAAUUAGAACAUUUUCGUAUCAGUAGCAUGGACUCAUUACUUGAUGAUCCCAUCAAAAGUUACUCUAAAAUUAGAAUUGAUGAUUACACAUGGAACAGACUCAUUCACAACGCAACUAAUUUAAGAGAGAUUUAUUUAGAAAAAGUGAACAUGUCUUCUGUCGGAGAGAGCUCUUUGUCAUUGUUAACUAAUCUGUCAUCUUCUUUAGUUUCUCUCCAUCUCCCAAACACCCAAAUCCAAGGGAAAUUGCCCUCUAACAUCCUCCAUUUACCCAAUCUCCAAGAGAUAGAUUUGUCACAGAAUGAAAACCUCAGAGGUGAACUUCCAACGUCCAACUGGACUACUCCACUACGAGUUUUGUCUCUCUUUGAUACUGCUUUCUCAGGAUACAUUCCUGAUUCUAUUGCUCACUUGAAGUCUCUUAACUCACUAGGACUUUCGGAUUGCAAUUUUGAUGGAUUUCUUUCACCAUCAUUGUUUAAUCUUACUCAACUUUCUUACUUAGAUUUAUCAGAUAAUAAAUUAGUUGGCCCCAUUCCGACCCAAAUCACCAAACUCNUGCCCUCUAACAUCCUCCAUUUACCCAAUCUCCAAGAGAUAGAUUUGUCACAGAAUGAAAACCUCAGAGGUGAACUUCCAACGUCCAACUGGACUACUCCACUACGAGUUUUGUCUCUCUUUGAUACUGCUUUCUCAGGAUACAUUCCUGAUUCUAUUGCUCACUUGAAGUCUCUUAACUCACUAGGACUUUCGGAUUGCAAUUUUGAUGGAUUUCUUUCACCAUCAUUGUUUAAUCUUACUCAACUUUCUUACUUAGAUUUAUCAGAUAAUAAAUUAGUUGGCCCCAUUCCGACCCAAAUCACCAAACUCUCUCAAUUAUCGAUCCUAUAUUUGAGUGGUAACAUGUUAAACGGACAAAUUCCUCGUGGGUGUUAUUCUUUGCCUUCUUUGUUUGUCUUGGAUCUUAGUAGCAAUCAACUCACAGGGUCAAUUGGUGAGUUCUCAACAACUUCUUUAGAAUCUUUGUCUCUCUCUGAUAACAAACUGCAAGGUAAUUUUCCAAAUUCAAUAUUUCAACUCCAAAAUCUUAUUUUUUUGUAUUUGUCAUCAAAUGGUUUUAGUGGUGUCGUGGACUUUCAUCAAUUUUCAAAGCUUAAAACUCUCUUUUAUUUGGAUCUUUCUCACAAUAGUUUGCUCUCACUAAAAUUUGAAAAUAAUUUUGAUUGUAUCUUACCCAACCUUCAAUACUUAUAUUUAUCUUCAAGUAACGUAAGUAGUUUCCCAAAAUUCAUAGUACCAAACCUGGAAGCUUUAGAUCUUUCUCAUAACAGAAUUCGUGGAAGCAUUCCCAAAUGGUUUCAUGAGAACCUCUUGCGCUCUUGGAAGAACAUUAGUUACAUUGAUCUAAGUUUCAACAAGUUGCGAGGAGAUCUUCCGAUUCCACCUAAUGGCAUUGAAUUCUUUUCAGUCUCAAAUAAUGAGCUGAGUGGGGACAUUUCUUUAGCAAUGUGCAAUGCAAGCACCCUUUCUAUACUCAACUUGGCUCACAACAACUUGACAGGACUUGUUCCACAAUGCUGGGGAACAUUUCCUUCUCUUAGGGCGCUGGAUUUGCAAGACAACAACCUUUACGGAAGCAUACCUGAUAACUUUUCUAAAGGAAAUGCCUUUGAGACUCUAAAGUUGAAUGGAAAUCAGUUGAAGGGACCAUUACCACGAGCUUUGGCUCAUUGCACAAAACUCGAAGUUUUGGAUGUUGGAAAUAAUAACAUAGAGGAUACGUUCCCCUAUUGGUUAGAAACUUUGCCAAAUUUACAGGUACUCAGUUUACGGUCAAAUAAAUUCCAUGGUGUCAUCGCUUCUUUCGGCAUCAAACCUCCAUUUCCUAGUUUGAAGAUUUUUGAUAUAUCUGAUAACUAUUUUACCGGACCCUUGCCAGUGUCAUACAUCCACAACUUUCAAGGAAUGAUGAAUGCGAAUGACAAUCAAACCGGUUUGAAAUAUUUGGGUAAUGAUAGUGCAUAUAAUGAUUCGAUAGUGAUUGUGAUGAAAGGGCUAUACAUGGAACUCACGAGGAUACUGACUGUUUUCACAAGCAUUGAUUUAUCAAAUAAUAUGUUUGAAGGAGAAAUUCCAACAGUCAUUGGAGAGUUGCAUUCUCUGAAAGGGCUUAACCUUUCACACAAUAGAAUCACUGGUACCAUUCCACUAUCAUUGGGUAAUUUAAGCAAUUUGUAUUGGUUGGACCUCUCAUGGAACCAGUUGAAGGGUGAGAUUCCUAUGGCUUUGACAAAUUUGAAUUUUCUGGCAGUCUUGAACCUUUCACAAAACCAGUUUGAGGGAAUGAUACCUAAAGGUGGACAGUUUAACACAUUUGAAAACGAUUCCUAUGUUGGAAAUGGAAUGUUGUGUGGAAUCCCUUUAUCAAAAUCCUGCAAAGAGGAUAAAGAAAAGUCAUCAUAUUCAACACUUGAUAAAGAAGAAUCUGGAUUUGGGUGGAAAUCCGUUGUAGUGGGAUAUGCAUGUGGGAUGAUCUUUGGAAUAAUAUUGGGUUGUAAUGUAUUCUUCUUUGGAAAACCCCAAUUACUUGCCAGAGUUGUUGAAAGAGGUUUAAAUGUGAGACUGAUUAGACCAAUUGGCAGAAAGCCUACAAAUUGUUGGAAAAGGAUUUGUUUAACAACUUUUUUUUAA
This is a messenger RNA of Vigna umbellata (rice bean), 3215 nucleotides long. The record is from RefSeq and is a predicted model, not a curated record. NCBI's taxonomy places the organism in Eukaryota, Viridiplantae, Streptophyta, Magnoliopsida, Fabales, Fabaceae.